CAUAGGCGCUGAAGGGGCGUGUCCGCCGCAGAGGGGGCGUGGCCUGUGCCGUGAGGGGACGCUCCAAGAUGGCGGCUCUGGCUGCGCUCUGGGCGCUGCUCUCGGCCCUGGCCGGGCUCGCUCCGGGCCCGGGGCCCGCGGGGGCCGCGCAGCUCCCGCUGCUCGUCUGGAGCACGGAACGGUCCCUGUGGGCGCCCCCAGCCCUCCCUGCGGGCCGGGCUCUGUCGGAGCCGGAGCUGCAGCAGCUGCUGGAGCCGGGGCUGCGCCGGGGCCCGCGAACCGUGCUGCUGUUCCUGCAGGAUCAGUUAUCCGUGGAUGACCUGACUGCGUUCGGGGCCGUGUUCGGGAAUGAGCCCAACGGAGCCUUCACCAAACUGAGGGCUGCCCUGAGCUCGGCAGGCUCCUCCCUGUCCCUGCCCUGGGUCUCAGGCCCCGCAGCUGCAGCGCUGCCGCUCACCCUGCAGAGGGCGCUGGGGGCUCCGGCCCCGCUGAGCCUGCCCGGGGGGGCCCUGGGGGGGCUCCGCAACCGCACCGAGCCCACGGAGAGCGGCCCCGGGGAGCCGGCGGUGCUGCUGGUGGGGCUGCCCCACAGCCGGGGCUCCGGCCUGAUGGGACCCAGAGAGGCUCUGAGCAGGAACGACGCGGUGCUCGGGGAGGUGCUGCAGGUGCUGCAGGAGGAGCAGCUCCCGUACACGGCGCUGUUCACCGGGCACCGCGCAGCGGCCCCCCCCGUGUCCCCCCCGGGUUUUGGGGGUCCCGGCCGUUCCCUGCUGGCUCAGGACGAGGAUUCGGAGGCGCCGCCCCCCCCCCUGCGCUGGCCCCCCCAGGGGGACCCCAAAAUCCUGCUCUGGGCCCGGAACCUGACGGUGACGCUUGGGGGGCGCCCCCGGGACCUGACCCCCCAAACCUUCGGCCCCGAGGCCUCCGUGGAGCUGGGGGGGUCCUCGUGGAGCCCCCACGAGGCUCGGUUGGUUCUGCGCUACCCGGACGUGUUUGGGGAACCCCUGAACAUCACGUUCGUUCUCCGCCGGGCCUGGUUCCCGGUCUCGGGCCGCCCGUGGGCGUGGCUGGACGAGCUGUCAAUCACGCUUGGCCCCGCCCCUCCCGCGCGUUUCCGGUUCCGGGGCGCGGCCGCGCCCUCGCCCCUGGGCUGGCGCUGCGGGGACCUGGGGGGCCCCGGGCCCCUCCUGCUGCCCCUCCCCCCCCCGGAGCGCGGCCACCAAUGGGGGAUCCGGAUCCGCGACCUGCAGGUUCAGGCCUUCAACGUCUCCGGGGGCGUUUUCGGGGGGGCCUCGGACUGCGCUGGGUUCUUUGGGGUGGGGGCGUGGAUGGGGCUGCUCUCGGGGGGGCUCCUGCUGGGGGGGCUCCUGCUGGGGGGGGGGGUCCUGCUGGGGCUGCGCCCCAUGGAUCGAUUCGACGACCCCCGGGGGCCCCCCCUGCCCGUGCCCCUGGGGGAGUGAGGGAACCCCAAAAAUUGUCCCAAAAAUCCCAAAAUUUGUCUCAAAAAUUGGGGGAAAAAGCCUGAAAAAAAUCCUGAAAAAAUCCCGAAAUUUGGGGGGAAAAAUGCAAAUAUUUGGGGGAAAAAUUCCCAAAAAUUUGGAGA
This is a messenger RNA of Zonotrichia leucophrys gambelii, 1603 nucleotides long. Its product is annotated as V-type proton ATPase subunit S1-like. NCBI's taxonomy places the organism in Eukaryota, Metazoa, Chordata, Aves, Passeriformes, Passerellidae. Bases 69 to 1460 code for a protein of 463 amino acids. The record is from RefSeq and is a predicted model, not a curated record. The transcript has 10 exons.